AUGCAUCGCCAAUCAAUUUUUAUGGCCUCUCAGGGCACUUUUGCAGAGGACGCAUUUAUCCUCCUUGAUCGAAGCUGGCAACUACAACAACCCGAUCCUAAUAGUGAAUCACUAGAGAGGGCAUUGAAUCUAUUUGUUUCUCAAAUUUUCGGUAGAACAACUCAUUCUAGAUUUGGAAUUCCUUUGAAUAUUAAUGAGGACUCUUGUUGUAAUAUUAGACAGGAAAGUCAAUUGGUUCAACUAAUCUGUAAGUCCAAGCUCAUAAUAUGGUAUGAAGCCCCUAUGACUAACAAAUAUUCAUUUGAAGCUUUGGACAAGACCUUGAGGGAUGUUUUAAGAUUGACAAAAAAUAUGAGACUUCAGACGAGUUGUCAAGAUUCAGCAUUAAGCAAUAUAAGAGAGUUCUCGGAAUGGAUACUAAACAUCGGUGAUGGUGAAAUUGGUGAUUAUAAUGAUGGAGAGGGAAUUGUAGAAAUUUCAGAUGAUCUUCUUAUCAAGGACUCAGACAAUCCCUUGGCAGAGAGGACAAUUCUUGCGCCUACAAUUGAAAUUGUGCAAACGGUGAAUGACUUUAUGCUUUCAUUAGUUGCAGGUGAAGAAUUGACUUAUUUUAGUUCCGACAGUGCAUGCAAAGCAGAUGUGAAUGUCGAUAGCCAUGAAGAUUUAUACACAAUAGAAUUCUUAAAUUUCAUUACAUCUUCCGGUCUUCCAAACUCUGAAUUAAAAUUGAAGAAGCUAAGGUUAUUGGUGGGUCACAAGGUAUUUAUUCCUCGAAUGAUGCUAUCCCCAUUAGAUUCUCGAUUGCCAUUAUUUCAGAGAAGACAGUAUUCAUUAGCUAUUUGUUUUGCCAUGACAAUAAAUAAAAGUCAAGGACAAUCACUUUCUCAUGUUGGUUUGUAUUUGUCAAGAGAAGAGCAAAUCGGGUUAGAACGAAUAUCACCCGAUCUUGAAGCAUGGGCUAGCUGA
Molecule: messenger RNA, 966 nt
Organism: Tripterygium wilfordii
Lineage: Eukaryota; Viridiplantae; Streptophyta; Magnoliopsida; Celastrales; Celastraceae
Exons: 6
Coding region: 1-966 (321 amino acids)
Biological process (GO): telomere maintenance; DNA repair
Molecular function (GO): DNA helicase activity
Source: RefSeq, a predicted model, not a curated record